ACACCCACCACUCUCAUUCACGCCACUCUCACUUUCUCACUCUUCACCUCAAUUUUUUCUUUUCUCCUCUUUUUCCCUCCGUUUCAUCAAUUUUCUCUCCGUUUUCUCUCCAUUUUCCAUCCACCAAAAAUCAAAACACAUUACUUUUGUCACAGCCUCAAAUUCAUCUCAAAGAAACAAAAAUUAGCAAAGAUGAAACUGAAAGAAACUGUUCUGUUUUUUCUCAUAGCGUUUUUAAUCGCCAUUGUUUCCGGUGCCGAUCUAGCUUCUGAUCGAGAAGUUCUACUAAAACUACGGGCCUCUGUCGGAGGACGAACACUCUUCUGGAACACGACGGAGACAGAACCGUGUUUAUGGACCGGCGUUACCUGCGAUAACAAAAGAGUUACAGCUUUAAGAUUGCCGGCGAUGGGUCUCACCGGUGAUCUUCCUUUAGGUUUAGGAAAUCUCACUGAAUUACAAACACUUUCUCUCCGGUUCAAUGCGUUAACCGGAGAAAUUCCUUCUGAUUUUGGGAAUUUGGUUAAUCUAAGAAAUCUUUAUCUUCAUGGUAAUUUUUUCUCCGGUGAGGUUCCUGAAUUUUUGUUUAGUUUGCAGAAAUUGGUUCGGUUGAAUUUAGGUAAAAAUAAUUUCAGCGGUGAAGUUUCUGAGAAAUUCAACAAACUAACUCGUUUGGAUACACUCUUUUUGGAGCAAAAUCGGUUCACUGGUUCUGUUCCUGAUCUUAAUGUUCCUCCAUUACAUCAAUUCAAUGUGUCGUUUAACAAUUUGACCGGUUCGAUUCCGAAGAGGUUUUCGCAUUUAGAUAUAAGUGCUUUUUCUGGUAAUUCACUUUGUGGAAAUCCUCUUCAAGUAACUUGUCCUGGAAACAGUAACAAAAAAGGCUUAUCUGGUGGAGCUAUUGCUGGAAUUGUGAUUGGUUGUGUUUUUGGUUUUUUGUUGAUUCUGAUUCUUUUGGUAUUGUGUUGUAGAAAAAGAAGAAAAAGUGAUUCUGAUAAUGUAGCACGUGCCAAGAGUGUUGAAGGUGAUGUGUCACGUGAGAAAACAAGUAGAGAUGUUGAGAGUGGUGGUGGUGGUGCUGAUGGAGGGAGUUAUUCAGGUUUGGCUUCGGCUUCGACAACAGCUUCGGCUUCUGGUUUAUCAUUAGAGAAGAGUUUGGUGUUUAUUGGGAAUGUGACUAGUAAAUUUAGUUUAGAUGAUUUGUUAAGAGCUUCUGCUGAAGUUUUGGGAAAAGGGACAUUUGGAACAACUUAUAAGGCAACAUUGGAGCAUGGAAUGAGUGUAGCUGUGAAGAGGUUAAAGGAUGUUACAUCAAGUGAAAGAGAAUUCAGAGAGAAAAUUGAAGAAGUUGGAAAAUUUGUUCAUGAGAAUUUGGUCCCACCUAGGGGUUAUUAUUUUAGUAAAGAUGAAAAACUUGUUGUCUAUGAUUAUAUGCCAAUGGGAAGCUUAUCUGCACUCUUGCAUGCAAAUAAUGGUGCUGGAAGGACUCCACUGAAUUGGGAAACUAGGUCAACCAUUGCCCUUGGUGCUGCCCAAGGGAUUGCAUACCUACACUCACAAGGUCCAACAUCUUCUCAUGGAAACAUCAAGUCAUCAAACAUCCUUCUCACCAAAUCAUACGAGCCUCGUGUCUCUGACUUCGGCCUUGCGUAUCUCGCUCUUCCGACUGCUACGCCCAACCGAAUUUCAGGCUACCGUGCACCAGAGGUCACCGAUGCGCGCAAAGUAUCCCAAAAAGCAGACGUCUACAGCUUCGGUAUAAUGCUUUUGGAGCUACUUACAGGGAAGGCGCCUACUCAUUCUUCGUUGAAUGAAGAAGGAGUAGACCUACCAAGAUGGGUUCAAUCCAUCGUUCAAGACGAGUGGAACACCGAAGUUUUCGACAUGGAGCUUCUCAGGUACCAAAGUGUCGAGGAGGAAAUGGUGAACCUAUUGCAGCUUGCUCUUGAAUGUACUGCUCAAUAUCCCGAUAAGAGACCUUCGAUGGAUGUGGUUGCUAGCAAGAUUGAGAAAAUUUGUUCUCCUAGUUUAGAGAAAGAGGGAGAUAAGAUUCGUUAUGAUUGAUUUUUCCCAAUAAUACUUUAUUCUGUUGAUGAUUGAUCUAUUGCAUCAUAAGCUUGAAAAUAUAGGAUUAAAGAGAGAAACCUCAUUAUUUCAAUAUUUGCCUGUUUUUGGCAUGAUUAUCAUACUGUUCUUGUUUUAUUGAUUGAAGGAUUAUAGAGACCAAUUUACUGCUACA
Trifolium pratense (red clover) is the source of this 2239-nucleotide messenger RNA. RefSeq names its product probable inactive receptor kinase At1g48480. The transcript is spliced from 2 exons. Gene Ontology annotation, molecular function: protein kinase activity; ATP binding; protein binding. Gene Ontology annotation, biological process: protein phosphorylation. Bases 193 to 2064 code for a protein of 623 amino acids. The record is from RefSeq and is a predicted model, not a curated record. Lineage: Eukaryota; Viridiplantae; Streptophyta; Magnoliopsida; Fabales; Fabaceae.